Molecule: messenger RNA, 3322 nt
Organism: Hyla sarda
Lineage: Eukaryota; Metazoa; Chordata; Amphibia; Anura; Hylidae
Gene: MRGBP
Product: MRG domain binding protein
Exons: 5
Coding region: 96-704 (202 amino acids)
Biological process (GO): regulation of transcription by RNA polymerase II
Cellular component (GO): nucleus; NuA4 histone acetyltransferase complex
Source: RefSeq, a predicted model, not a curated record
ACAAGCCACCAUUAGAUGCCGCUGUCGUCGUGCACUACCCCUUUCCCCCAGCAAAGGCUGCAGCCGUCCGGUGUUUCACGGUAGUGGCGGCUGCGAUGGGCGAGACGGAGACCGGGGAAGGAGUUGUGGAGCGAGCGGAGCCGGUCCCUGGCCCCCCGGCGGAGGAGCCGGUGUUGUGGAGCCCGGAGGUAGAAGUGUGCCUGUUUCACGCCAUGCUUGGGCAUAAGCCCGUCGGUGUGAACAGACACUUUCACAUGAUCUGCAUUCGGGAUAAAUUUAGCCAGAACAUCGGCCGUCAGAUAUCAUCGAAGGUCAUAUGGGAACAUCUGCGCACCAUGUAUGAUAUGCAAGCCCUGCAUGAAUCAGAGAUCUUGCCUUUCCCGAAUUCCGAGAAGAAUUUUAUUCUGCCCGAAGAGAUUAUUCAGGAGGUGAAAGAGGGUAAAGUGGCCACAGAAGAAGACAUCAAAGAAGAAGCUAAGGAAGACGUAGAUUUGCAUUCAGCAUCUGAUGAAGCUUUUACAAACUCUUCAGCAACAUCAGUGAAGACCACAGACAAACCCAGCAAAGAGAAGGAGAGGACACUAUCAGAAUCCGGCUCCAAGGAGUCGGGUGAUAAAAGGAAACGGAGCCGCCUCACAGAGAAGGUUGUUAACGCGAACAGCAACCCAUCAAGCCCCAAUGCCAACAAGCGAAGACGUACAUAAGGAUGAGAUCCAUCAUACAAGCUUGUAGGAGAUCACGGCAUGACCUCAAGAUCUCCUCCAUCUGGACAGUCUCCCAUAAAUGGCGCCGCGUUGUGCUCGGUAACUGCAUACGCUCGGGGCGCUCUCUGUUUUAAGGCUGAUAAGCUGAGAGUCCUCUGGGAUCAUUUGGCACAAGUUUCUGUUUGGGGGAGGGAGCAGGUCCUCCAGUUUGGGAUGUCUUACGUAGAUGUAGAUAAAUCUUGUUAGGGGGUAAUUCACAGACUGAGCCUCUACUUUUGGAAUAUAAGUGGUUUCCAAAGCCACUGCUUAGGAGGGGGCCUAAGGAUAAUGCUUAGGUCUGCACUAUAGCUGGUCAUAGACAUAUGACACUUGUCAAGACCCACAGUCUCAGGCUCAGUCUGUUAAUCCUGGCCGGGAAAAUGGGGAAAGCUGCAGGGAGACAAAUGAUGAAUGUAGCAUGAGGAGAUUAUAAGAAGUCUCUGAUCAUAAUUUAAAGGGAAGGGUGGUCUUUGCAAUGUCCUUGCAGCUGUGCUCUGGUUUCUGUGAUGUAAUAACACGCCAUCCAUAAUUAUGUCAUGUGACCACUGCAGGCCAGUGCUAUGGACAUUCUAUCAGACUAUAGUCCACAGCCUUUGGCCACUGUGGUCACAUGAUGUCAGCAUGUAUGACAUGUCUAAAUACUUAAAGGGGUACUCCAGUGGGAAUAAUAUAUAUAUAUAUAUAUUAUUAUUAUUUUUUUUUUUUUUAAUCAACUGGUGCCAGAAAGUUAAACAGAUUUGUAAAUGACUUCUAUUUAAAUAUCUUAAUCAUUCCAGGACUUAUCAGCUGCUGAAUACUACAGAGGAAGUUCUUUUUUUUUUAUUUUAUUUAUUUUCUGUCUGACCACAGUGCUCCCUUCUGACACCUCUGUCCAUGUCAGGAACUGUCCAUAGCAGGAGAGGUUUGCUAUGGGGAUUUGUUCCUGCUCUGGACAGUACCUGACAUGGACAGAGGUGUCAGCAGAGAGCACUGUGGUCAAACAGAAAAGAAAUUCAAAAAGAAAAUAACUUCCUGUGCAGCAUACAGCAGCUGAUAAGUACUGGAAGGGUUAAUAUUUUUAAUUUGAAGUCAAAUUACAAAUUUUUAAUUAGAAGUCUGUAUUACUUUCUGGCACCAGUUGAUUUAAAAAGAAAAUUCCAUCGGAGUACCCCUUUAAGCAGUAGGAACUGGAGCAGAGAUGGGACGGUCCAGCAGGGUUUUUUUAUUGAAGGCACAUCCCUUUUGGGGGUCACUGUACAUUGACAGCAGCAGGUCAUGGCGAGGAUUUUAUUUUUUUUCCCAUUAAUACACCCUGUUCUGUUUACUACUGAUAGGGCAGUUGUAUAUGAAGGGACAGAGUCCUGAAGUAGUAGUCAUGUCAUAGAUCCAUAGUCAUGAAACUACCAAUCCAUUAGAUUUGGUCAGGCCCACUGUGCGCUUCCAAGGUUGCGUUAACUCUUAAAGGGAGCAUUUAUUGCUGGUUAUGCUGCCACUGCUGCAACAGUAUAGCAAGUUUCCAGUAUGGAAAUAUGUAAAAUACCGUAUUUUUCGCCAUAUAGGACGCUCUGGCAUAUAAGACGCACCCAAUUUUAAAGGAGGAAAAUCUAGAAUACAAUGUAAAGUAUAGGACAGUGAUCUUCAACCAGCGGACCUCCAGAUGUUGCAAAACUACAACUCCCAGCAUGCCCGGACAGCCGUUGGCUGUCCAGGCAUGCCAGGAAUUGUAGUUUUGCAACAUCUGGAGGUCCACAGGUGGAAGACCACUGGUACAGGAGGUAAUACUCAUGUGUCCCCGCCGCUCCGGACCCGUCACCGCUCCCCUGGAUGUCGCCCUCCAUCGCUGUUGCCGCGUCCCCGGGGUGUCCCCGUUGCUCCGGAACGUCUCUGCUGCCCGGUAUCCUCGCUCUCCGUCGCCGCCAUCACGUCGCUACGCACGCCGCUCCUAUUGGAUGACGGGACGGCGUGCGCGACGACGUGAUGACUACGAAGGAGAGCGCCGGCCAUGCAGGGGAUCCCGGCACGGAGCAGACACCGAGGAGGCAGGUAAGGUCCUCCCAACCCCCCCCCCCCCCCACAGUUUUGGGGAAGAAAGAGUGCGUCUUAUACGCCGAAAAAUACGGUAGUUUAGCGGCACUUACAGUUUGAAGCCCACAAUGCACACCCGGCGGUGCUAGUCCAGCACAUUUAUUAGGUCAUAAUUGACAGGUUUCUCCCAAAGCACAGUGAUAGGGUGAAACCGGUCAGUCAUGAACGGGUGUGUGUUGUGGGCUUCAGACUGUAAACUAUAGUACACUAAGCUACACACUGCCACAAGUGACAGGUAACAUGUCUGUCACUAUAUUAUGCUUAACAGGGGCAGAAUAACCUGCAUGAAAAGAUUCCUUUAAGAAGCAUUUUAAAGCCAUAGACUGCAGUCUGUUGUAGGUAUGCCUUAGCUGUAGGGGACACAAGCACCUGGUGCCUUGUAUUUUAUAGGAACUGUGUAUUGUAAGUAGAUCCUUGGAGGCUCAUACUCAUAUGGGGGUGGGGGGGAGUUUUGUAGAACAACAAUAUUUAAAAUUUUUAAUGUUUUAUAAGUGUUUUGUAUAUAAACCAGUUUC